This is a messenger RNA of Podarcis lilfordi (Lilford's wall lizard), 18863 nucleotides long. NCBI's taxonomy places the organism in Eukaryota, Metazoa, Chordata, Lepidosauria, Squamata, Lacertidae. The record is from the annotation of a GenBank genome assembly.
AUGAGAAUGGGCCCAGAUGUUCCUCUGCUGAACGACCACAAACAAGAAUUCCUCCUGAAACGUUUUCCGCAGACUGUUUUGGGCGGCCCUCGAUUUAAAUUGGGACACCCUGCGCCUCUUUAUGUCUACGUGAACCAGAUUCUUCUGUUCCUGCUACCAUGUCUUCUGGGAGGUGUGGGGACGCUGCUCUAUCAACUAAGUAUUCUGCAAGACUAUUCUACGGCUGCUGUUUCUGGAGGACUCAUGCUAGUUGCAGCUGUUACUGUCCAGGCAGCAAGCCUGUACGCAAAACAGAAAACGGCUUCGGUGGAAAGAGUGCAUACUCACAGUACCCUAACGGAUGAAGAUGAAUGGGAGUUCUCUAGUUGUCUGGGCUCAGAGACAGUCAAAUUUAUUAUUCCAGGCAAGAAAUACAUAGUUAACAUCAUCUUUCACUCACUUCUCGCUGGGGUGCUGUGUGGCUUAGGAACUUGGUACCUUCUACCUAAUAGAAUCGCCUCGUUGUAUGGAGGUAACAUUGGAGGAACUGUUAUGAUCUUUGUCUUUGGUUGGGUAACGGUCUGCAUUGGGGAGUACUCCUUAAUUGUCAAUACUGCUUCAGAGACAGCUACUUACCAAGCACUAGACACUUACGAAAUUGUUCCUCUGAUGAGACCUUUCUACAUUUUUGUCUUCUUCGCAGUGGACCUCACUCACAGGUAAAAAUGUAUGCGCUGCCUGCAGCCCUCACUGCCUUAGAAGAUUGUAAUUUAUUUCUUGCUAUGGAAGCCAGGUUAUAAUCUUUUAAACAAAUCAGUACUUUUUACUGGUCCAUCUUGUGCAACAUCUUUCUGUAAACAUUUGUAUUUAGUUACAUAUAUUGAAACAAUCCGUAAGAGGACUCAAAAACUCUUCAGCAAAAUGGUGGGCGACUGGGUGUAAAAAGCCUGUCUUCUGUCACAGAAAUAAUACACAUUUCCAUUUUUUGUCCAGAUUCAUUGCUGAUGUUCCAGCUUUAAAACUGGCAAACCAGAUUUUGCACGUUGUGUUUUUCUGUUUGCCAUUCUUGUGGACUCUGGGAAUUUUGCCCCCACUGGACGCACUUUUUCUCUGGGGAAUGGAACAAGUGUUGGAGCUCGGUCUAGGCGGUUCACCCAUGUCAAGUAACACAAGGUAAUCAUUGUUUGGCAUAAGAAUACACAUUUAUUCCUCUUCAGUUUCAUUCUGUUUUAUGGGUUUUUAAAUGCAUGGUAAAUUCUGCAUUUUAAUAUUUUCGUUUUGUAAAAGCAAUGAACAAAUAGUAGUAAUCUGUUGCAGCAAAAACAACUUAUUUUGUGGCAUCUUAAAGGCGAAGACAUGUAUUAAAGCUUAACCUUUCAUGAACUAGAGUCCUCUUAAUCGGAUGCAGGAAGCAUUAUCCUAAUGGAACUGUAAACAGUGACGUUUGAAAGAAAUGGCCUGCAUUUUGCAUCCUCCUGAAUUCAUUCCUUCAAAUUCCUCACCCUCUGCAACCAUAGCUGCCGAUUUAGGUUAACAUUUUGCAUAUCUGUUGAAGUGAUCUCCAGUCUAAGAUAAUUUAUGCUCUCAUAAGUUUAUUAGGUUCUGGGGUGCCAAUAUAUUCUUUAUUUUAAAAACCAUGCAGUUCAGCAGACGCAUAUCCCUAAACUACACACAGGCUUCAAAGCAAGUUUCGCAAACCCUCCAGACAGUUUGCAAAACUACGUAGGAGAUGAAUUGCUAAUAUGAUGCUCAACUCAAACUUCCAGUAUGCCGUGUUGUCAUCACAUUGUGUAUAGGACCAGGAGCAUCCUGUUGAAAAUCACAGUAGGUGAAGAAGCUGAUCCUUGGAUCUGCUUGUGGUAGAAUGGAAAGGUAUGAACACGUGAAGCUGCCUUAUACAGACCCUCUGGUCCAUCUAGCUCAGUAUUGUCUAAACUUACUGCCAGAGACUGUCCAGAGUUUCAGACAGGGAGUCUCUCCCAGCUCUACCUGCAGACGCCAGGUAUUGAACCUGGGAACUUCUGUAUGCAAGGCACAUGCUCUGCCACUGAAGUACAGUGGUACCUCAGGUUAAGUACUUAAUUCGUUCCGGAGGUCCGUUCUUAACCUGAAACUGUUCUUAACCUGAAGCACCACUUUAGCUAAUGGUGCCUCCAGCUGCUGCUGCACCACCGGAGCACGAUUUCUGUUCUCAUCCUGAAGCAAAGUUCUUAACCUGAAGCACUAUUUCUGGGUUAGCAUGGUCUGUAACCUGAAGCGUAUGUAACCCGAGGUUCCACUGUAUGGCUCUUCCCAAAAUGAAAAUAGACCCAACUCUCCAGAUGUCAUUUAUGACUUCUUCCUAACUAAAUAAAUCUUUUUUCUCCCCUUUCUAGGCUGCUAUUCAUGUUUUUGAUUUCUGUGGGAACAGCUGUUGCCUCUUAUUUCAUCCCCAGCACUCUUGGUGUCGUCCUCUUCAUGACUGGAUUUGGAUAUGCAUUGAGUCUUAACUUAAGAGAGAUUGGGUUUGCGUUCAAGUGCACUGUGAUCAACUUCUUAGCCUCCGACAAGUAUACAAAGGCACCUGGCUGUUGUGGGACCCAGUUUGGAUGGCGGGAAUUUGUUUUCUAUUUGACUGCAUUGACUCUGGCUCUCCUGGAAGCUGGCCUGUUGCACUCCUUCCUCGGUCCUCAGGCGUUUUCUAAAACCAGCCUCCAGGCUGUUGUGAGCUAUUUGCUGAUAGCAUUGCUCCUUGCGACGUGGAUUCUUGGACAGUUUCAGACCGUGUACCUGUUCGGAAUGUUGCGAAACCCGUUUUAUCCAAAGGAUGUCAUGACUGCGAAUGUAUUUGUGGAGAAACAAAAGAGGCUUAAGAAAAUUGGUGUGCUCAGAAGGAUUUUGCUAGCUGUAGGUAAGAGAGUCCGCAGCCUUCUGUAUUAUGUAUAAGCUGGAGACUGAAGAAGGUUCAUGAAAUGUUCUACACGUACAUUCCAAAAUAACCCACAUUAAGUGGAGCAAGGCAUUUAAAUCUUAAUGAUCUGAGGGUUUACUGAAUAAGUAUUCCUUUAUAAAUGCCACAAUCUGUGGAAUAUACUGAAUUGCUGAGUUCUCCCUUAAAAAUGGGACGUGGGUGGCGCUGUGGGUUAAACCACAGAGCCUAGGACUUGCCGAUCAGAAGGUCAGCAGUUCAAAUCCCCGUGACGGGGUGAGCUCCCGUUGCUCGGUCCCUGCUCCUGCCAACCUAGCAGUUCGAAAGCACGUCAAAGUGCAAGUAGAUAAAUAGGUACCGCUCCGGCGGGAAGGUAAAUGGCGUUUCCGUGCGCUGCUCUGGUUCGUCAGAAGCAGCUUAGUCAUGCUGGCCACAUGACCCGGAAGCUGUACGCCGGCUCCCUCGGCCAAUAAAGCGAGAUGAGCGCCGCAACCCCAGAGUCGGCCAUGACUGGACCUAAUGGUCAGGGGUCCCUUUACCUUUUACCCUUAAAAGUAAGCUUCGAUUUAAUGGUAAUUCUUCGAUUCUGAAGCAGGAGUGAGAAACCUGUGGCCCUCUAGAUGUUGCUAGACUACAACUUCCAUCAUCCUUAACCAUUUGCCAUGUUGAGUGAAGCGAGUGCCCACUAUAUCUGGAGCACCAAGGGUCCCCUAACCCAGUGCCAAUCUAGAAGAAGGCAUUUAGGAGAUAAUAUCUGAUUCACUACCUAAAUUAAUCAUUCAAAUAAAAUACAAUUUAGCUGGUGUACUGAAUUUCAGAACACAGUAGAAGAAUUGAAUUGGCCAUUAUCUAGCACAGAACUGUAGAAUUUAAGGCAUACGAAGCAAUGAAAAACAAUAGGUUUUACUAUCAAAGGCAAUUGACCGGGAUAUCUAAUUUGACAUGUUACAACUGAUUUCAAAUGUUUCAGAACAUCCCUUCUCUCCCCCUCUCCCCAAUUUGCUGAAUAAAAAACUUUCUAUAAUUUUUUUCUGUAAUUAUAGUAUAUCAUUUCUCUAGCAAUUGGCAGAUCGGUCUUAUUAUACAAAAAGGCUACUGGAUUACACUGACUUCAGAAAGUGACAAAGACAUUAUGUCAAUGCCCCUUGCAAUAAGAUUUUCAAAACAGCUUACAAAAUGAAACAUAAAAUUGCUUGACAUUAAAGCAAAAUAAGAACCAGUUAUUAAAAGUCAAAACUGUUAGCACAACACUAAGGUCCCAGUUAAGCAUUUUCUAAUGGGGGAUGAACGUCUGCCCACUCAAUUUUGAAGAGAUGUUAGAACAUAUACACCUAUUCUGUAGACAUCUUGCAUUUUUGCCAGAGAUAAAAGCCAAUCUGGGCCUUUCAUAAGAUCUUGGAACCAGUGAGAGUCAACCUAGAGAACGUCAGCCACUUGAGAGCCACAUAACAUCAGUGUAAAAGAUUUUUAAAGGCCUGAUAAUCAUUACGCAUAUAAUUCCAUUUUUACCUGCAUGCACAAAUUUAAGUGCACUGUGUUGAACUCUGUUUUAGUAAAUGAAACAUUCAUUGCUGCCACCUUUCCAGCUUCCCAGGGAAUCCCAAAUAGACAAAACUCUGUAGAUCAUGGUUGCAAAAUCUCUGUUCUGAAGCACGCCCCUUAUGUAUAUACUUCUUGUAUAAGGAAAAACAUUGUGCAUAAUUUCUUUUCUCUUGUAAUUUCAGUGUCUCCAUUUGCUAUGAUAGCGUUUCUUUCCCUAGACAAUUCUCUGCAUCAUCUUCCAUCUGUAUAUGUUUCCAUUGGAUUCUCAAGAGGCUUUAGAAUGGUAACUUUAAAGUAUUUUGUAAAAAAAAAAAAAAAAAGCACCAUGGAAGAAAAGCACUUAAUUUUUAGGGAAGAUAGAAUAACAAAUGGAUGUGAGAAUUACAUUUUCCAGUUCCUGAAAGGAGAUAUUUAUUCAUAAUAAGGGAUUUUGACCCACGUAAUUUGGUGGUAGACAAUGUGACUUGUAUGUUCACGGCCCCAAGUUUAAAUUUAAGUAUCUCUAGUUAAAGAAUUCUUCGGUAACAUUGACCUAAGUCAUUGUUGGUCGUUGUUUGGAUUUAGGCAAGGGAUUGUUUUCUCCCGCAGAUACCAUCGUGUAUUGUGGAGGGUAAAGGACUGGCCAGCGUUAACGUUUGUAAGGAUUACUGAGAUAAUGCAUGCAAAGUAUUUUGACUACUUGGAAAGCAUUAAUAGAGCACUAUUUAUAAAGUGCUUUUUCUAUUAUUAGCCAAGGUUCACUCUAGCUUACUGGUUUGAUGUACCGUGUUUAAAUCUAGAUGUAUUUUGUGUCUGGAAUAUUGCCAUGGUCUUGUAUGGAGUUAUCUAGUGCAGAAUUCAGCUUGCCAAGUUUGAGUUUAUUGCUAUUUUUUUCUUUCUCUUCUCCCCUCUCUCUCUCUGCCCCCCCCCCCCCCGUUUAUCACCAUUUUGGAUGUGCUGUUGAGAACAUGGGGGAAUUAUAUGGUCUGAACUUUGAAUUCUGAGAGAGGUACGAAAAAAGCUGGCAGUGGGAGCAGCUGGUGCGAGUAAUUUCUUGCUCUCCGUUAUGGGCUCUGUUUGUCUGACUCUGCCAAUGCUCUAUUGCCCAAUCCCAUUUUAUUUUCCUCAGGACCUGAGUAAAUGUUCCAGAUUAAUUGAAAACCAGAUUCUUGGAAUUAGAGCAAGUCACACAAAACAAGCACAUGGUGGACUGCACAUGUUGUUCUUAGCCUAAGGCAGUACAGUGGUGCCUCGCAAGACGAAAUUAAUCCGUUCCGCAAGAGUCUUCGUCUAGCGGUUUUUUCGUCUUGCGAAGCAAGCCCAUUGACGGAUUAGCGCUAUUAGCGCUAUCAGCUGUUUAGCGGCUAUUAAAGGCUUAAAGGCUUAGGGGAUUAGCUGCUAAAAGGCUAUUAAAGGCUAUUAAAGGCUUAGCAGAUUAGAUAAAGGGGGGGGAAAGCGAAAAAAAUCUCAAGACUCGCAAGGUAUUUUCGUCUUGCGAAGCAAGCCCAUAGGGGAAUUCGUCCUGCGAAGCAACUUCAAAACGGAAAACCCUUUCGUCUAGCGGUUUUUCCGUCUUGCGAGGCAUUCGUCUUGCGGGGCACCACUGUACUUCUAUAACCUAGCAGUUCAAAAGCACGUCAGUGCAAGUAGAUAAAUACAGUGGUGCCUCGCAAGAUUUGGAAAAGCUUCAAAAAUCACCAAAGUCUUUAAAAACCUCAAAAAAGGCUACCACCCCGCGUUCUAUGAGUUGCUCCUCGAAAUCAAGUCGCAACUGUAUUAACGGUGUUAAGAAAAAGGAAACAAACUUGCAAGACGUUUCCGUCUUGCGAAGCAAGCCCAUAGCGAAAAUCGUCUUGCGAAGCAGCUCAAAAAACAAAAAACCCUUUCGUCUAGCGGGUUUUUUGUCUUGCGAGGCAUUCGUCUUGCGAGGUACCACUGUAGGUACCGCUGUGAUGGGAAGGUAAACGGCGUUUCAGUGAGCUCUGGUUACCGUCACGGUGUUCUGUUGCGCCAGAAGCGAUUUAGUUAUGCUGGCCACAUGACCCGGAAAGAUGUCUGUGGACAAAUGCCAGCUCCCUCGGCCUGAAAACAAGAUGAGCGCCGCAACCCCAUAGUCACCUUUGACAUGACUUAACCGUCCAGGAGUCCUUUACCUUUUUAUUUUUUAGCUUCUAUAAUAAUAUGAGAAUUACUGUAUGGGACAAAAAUGGCAAACAGAGGAAAGACCAGCAAAUUUUAGGCAUCAUUAAAAAAAAAAAAGACACUUGAAUAGCUCUUUGGUGGUCAGGCACCCAAAAACAUUUGAGAAACUCCUGCAAAACAAAAACAGAGGAAUAACAGCUUUGGGUUGUAUACAACACUGCAUGAACAGUGUUCCAGUUCUGAGGGCCUUCUGGCCGUUCCCUCACUGCAAAAAGUUACAGGGAACCUGGCAAAGGGCCUUCUUGGUAGUGGUACCUGCCCUGUGGAACGCCCUCCCAUUAGAUACCAGGGGAUGUUAAGGGGGAAAAUAACUAUCUUGAGUUUUAGAAGACAUCUGAAGGCAGCCCUGUAUCAGGAAGCUUUCAAUGCUAGAUGUUCACUUGUUUUUUUAUAUUAUGUUGGAAGUCGCCCAGAGUGGCUGGGGCAACCUAGUCAAAUGGGUAGGGUAAAUUAUUACUAUUAAUGGGCCUCCAUUUCCUCUCGUCCCCAUGUGCUUCCACGUACCUCCAAAAUCUCCUCUGUUAGGUCUCCAGAGCAGAUUUUGAGGGUGCACGAGGGAGCUGUAGAAUACAAGUGAGGAAGGCACAGUUCUGUGGUGCACACAGAAUUCCGUUGCAUGGAUGGAGCUGCAGCGUUGAAUAUAGCCCUUUUUAUUUUAAGUAUUAAACUUCAGAUCAAGAGUGAGAUGAACAUAUUGUGAGUCAAUAAAGUAAUCUCUGUUCCAGGUAUGGCAGGAUACAGAGCAUGCUUUGUUGGAUAUGGUGGUGGUGUCAACUGUGCAGUUGCUGGUGUUCAGUACUGAUCUUUGGUGGAAUAGAAGCUUUGAUACAGGAAUCAGGCUCUUGCUGGUAAGUCUGAUUUUAUUUGUCGCUUCCUUCAGCAUUACUAUUCCUCCUUUCAUAUAUAUAUCCUAGGUGGUGAACCAAGUAAGCAGAAAUUAAAGCAAAUUAUUAAAAGGCCAAUUAAAAAAUAAACAAGUCAAGAACAACAAGUCAGAGUUGGUAUCAAACAAUGGCACUGUCAAAACCUGUUUUUAAAAGGUCAGACCUGCCUCUUGGAGAAGGUUAAGUCCUAGCUGCUCACCAAAAGGCAAGCAGUAGUUGGGCCAGGGAAAGUUUCUGUAGCAGGUGCCACCACUUAAAAGGUCCCGUGCCUCAUGCCUUUCCCCCACCCCCAGUGGACGCCAAAAAAUUGAAAGCAGAAAGCCCCGUACAGAGAUUUCUCUGUUGUGGCACUGCAGCAGACUCAUGUGAGUGUGGGGUGGUUCUUAAGAUACUCUGGUCCCAGGCCAUAUAGGGUAGCUCUUAAGAUAAAUUGAUAACCCAGACAGAUGGUAUUUGAUCUGACCUACAUACUCCAAUUAGCAUUGCAGCCAUGUUCUGGAUCAUUUUGGACAUUCAAACUACUACAUGUAUGAAAGUUUGUUUUUAUUUGUAAAAUUGUAUUUUAAUACCUGCAUCAUUUUAUUCUUUUAAGACAUUUAGAAGCCUGUUUUGGGAUUAAGUAGUAUGUAAUAAUAAUAAUAAUAAUAAUAAUAAUAAUAAUAAAUCUUAUGAAACGUGCUAUUGCCCUUCAGCCCUCCCCUAUUCCUUCCCAAAUAGACUCCUAUUUUGAUUCAAACCAGAGUUAGGGUCAGAAAACCAAGUGACAACCAAUUCAAGCUUGAUAAUAAUAUUCUGAGGGCAUUCCAACAACUUUAGCAAUACGAAGUGCUGUAGAAGAGCCUACAAUUUAAAGAAAAAAUGAUAUGCUAUUUCUGUCCUGCUAGGUCGGAAUAAUCCGGGAUCGACUGUUUCAGUUUGUUUCAAAACUGCAGUUUGCACUUACUGUUCUCUUGACAUCAUGGACAGAGAAAAAGCAACGCCGGAAGUCCACUGCUACCCUGAUUACACUCAACAUUGUCUUCUUUCCAGUUGUACUGACCCUCAUAUUGCUGUCUGCACUUCUGUCUUCCCCCCUGCUGCCCCUUUUCAGUCUCCCAAUAUUUCUGAUUGGCUUUCCAAGACCUAUCCGAAGUUGGCCGGGACCUGUGGGUGUGACGGCCUGCAUAUGUCCUGACACCAUAUAUUAUCAGCAAAUGAUUCCAAGUUUGACUACUGCAUUGCAGUCGGCUCUAUCCAAUGGUAGCCUGGGUAAGUAAGCUUCAAAACAACUUUGUCACUCAUUAGAUCACAUUUUAUCAUGUGCUGAAAACUGACCUGACUACGUGGCUAUGAGGCCAGUUUGAAUUGGACCUUGCAUACCCAGAAGCCUCCAGUUGAUUGUAGCAGCUGUGGCCUCUAAAGGCUGCUACAGCUGAAUGGAGGCUUCUGGGUAUGUGGGGUAUGGUUCAAUCCCAUAGUGGUUACCAGAUCUGGGAAAUGAUUUUCUCAUAACAGUAAAUGGAUAUAAUAAGCCGGUGCAAUAUAAGAAGACUAUUCUUUGUUACUAGGGUUGAUGGGUGGGGAUCUAUGUUAGACAUUUUCAAAGGUAAGGGGAGAAAUGCAGUAGGAAACCUCUUUGGCUCACAUUGGAGAGUGCUGUGCUAGGGUAUGUAUGCCUUGGGGAUUUAAAUGAUUUUAAAAAUUAAUUAUCAGGAAAAAAUUACCUGGUCUUUAAUGGGUGAGGCCUUGACUAGACAUGUCUUGGCAGGAUAUCACUUUAUGUUUUAAGGUUAAGGCGUAUUUUAUCAGUUUUGGCAGCUAUGCACAAUUAAGGAAACCUUUACAAAAAUGUUAGCAAGAGAAUGCACUCUAUUAGCUCAGCAGGAUAGAAAAGGCUAUUUUAAAUUUUAACUAAUGUAAUGGCAGGUUUCUUAGAUUGCAGUUGCUUUAUUCUGAAACUCCGUAGUUUUAACUGUGCCAACUGAGAUAAUUUAGUAAUCAGUGGUAUGCACUCAGCCGGCAUCUGACACAUCUCAAACCCCUGCAGUUAUGUGGGGGAAGUAGUUUUGCUUCUACGACAAAAUAGGUUUGGUUCGAUUCAGUAAUGUUCUCUUUAAGAGUGUAGUUGCAAAUAAUAGUUGUGCACGAACAGUUGUGCAGAGCCGAUUCCUCUCUUCCAUGCUGGGGUGACUGCAAGAGCUUUGUCUGCCAAAAGUCUCUCCUCAACAAUUGCUGUUAGUGUGGCAGCCCUUUCCUGUAAUCAUUAAAGGUGAGAUUUUGUUGAUCCGUUCGGCACCACUGUAUCCACUAAUGGAAACAACCAAUUCAAAGCAGAAAACCUCAACAGAAACUCCCGACAUCCAUGCGUCUCCAAACGUCCGUAGCUAGAAUCUGUUUGUAACCUGUCGACACAAUUUCCCCAUCUCUCCAUUAUUUUCGAGGGUUGUCAUUUGGGUCAGGGUUUGUCCUUUUUGUCUCUCUCUCACAAUACCUUUUUUUAAAAAAUGGGAAACAGUAACCCCAUGCAGCUGUGUCUUUGUAGAAACUGUGUAUGUCAGUGUGAUAGCUGCAGUCAUGUACAGCUGAGCUUCAGUAAGCAAUUUCAGGAUUAUGGCUAUGAUGUAUUUAGUUUGUUACUUUAACCCCACUUUUCUGUGAAUAUAACAACCAUUGCCUUGAUUCCUGCAUUGCAGGCAGUUGACCUAGAUGUCCCUCAGGGUCCCUUCCAAAAUGCCGCUCACCAAUCCUGCAGCAAAAAUUAAUUCUUUGUGUGUGUGUGUCUUUUUCAAAAGGACUCUGCUCACCUGGCUCUCACUACUUGUGCCGAUUCCAAGACAGACUGGUAUGGAUCCUUGUGUUAGAAAGAGGCUUCACUUAUUGUUGUCUUAAUAUCAAGGUGACUAUUGCUAAGCCUACCUGGUACCAUUGUGGCAGAGGAGUAGCUGCCCCCCCCCCAACAGUCAGUAGAAGUUGCUCUAAUUUUCAUGGUGCAUGAACUAUCUGCUAAAGUGACCCAAGGAGGGGUAAAGUUGAAAAAAGAAAACAUGCUACAUGUAUGGGCAUUGGAUUCAGACUAUCUGGGGGUGGAACUUAUUUCACGGGACUAUCUAGUCCCUUGAGGUAGGGAAGAGGAAUCUUGUGAAUUUCCCUCUUCCUUCUGCAGGACCUACAUGGAGGGUUGAAGACCCCUUCAGAACAGCCCGGGAAGUAGCUUUGGGGGCUGUAAUGUGGGUGGGAAGGAAAACUGGCCAAAAAAACCCCUCUUCCUGUAGCACAGCCUUCCCAAAACUUGUGCUCCACAUGUUUUGGACUACAAAAUGCUGCCUGGUGCUGAUGGGAGUUGCAGUCCAGCACAUAUGGAGGGUACCGGCUUGGCGAAAGCUGCUCUAAGGGGAGCCUGUGGUGGGUGUCUGUGCUUCUGCUCCCAGAAUGGCAAGUCUGAAUCCAGCCCAAGGUGUCUGAUUCAUUCAGAAAGCUGCUUAGCCUUUCUGCAACUCGGAAACCGUUCUUGCUAGCAUGUUUUAGAUUGAAUAUGUUGCCUUCUGACCAUCCUUCUACUGCCCUUCCCUGCCCCUCUGUUUCCAAUGUUUAGAGACAUGUGGCAUUGCAUACAUAGCUUAAAAUAGCCAUAUCCAUGCACAGGAGAGGACAUACCUACUGGCUUGGGAAAACCUAAAGUUUGCAGAAGUGCAAAAAAAAGGGGGGGCUAGCGGGAGACUCACAUACCCCCCCAAAAAAAAUCCCAGUUCAAGGGAAAGAAUGAAGCAUGUUUUUAUGAGUACGACUAGCAACAAAAUGUUGCAGUAAAUCCCCACUUGCAGGAUAUCUUCGAGAGAAGCAAAGGCUCAGGAGCUACAACAGUUGGUUGGUGCCUUGUAUGCCUCCUUCUGGGGACUCCUGCAGCUAAGCUGGUGUCAAAUGUCUUGCUCUGCUUUCCUUUGGGCUACAUCAGCGAGGCCGAGAGGAGGGGUCUUGUCAUCUGGGCAGCCCAGGCUGCACCCCAGGGAGGUCACUUCGGUGCGGCUAACGCAGCAGUUUGAUUUCACCCCCGGAUGCACACUCCAUUGUCUCUCAAGACAGAGGGAUGCCAACCCAAGGCAGGAGUGGCUAACCUUUUUCCGCCCAAUGGCCACCACCCUUUGGAGGGUUUCAUGCCAGCUCAUGCUCACAUGCGUGCACUUGCAGCUGGGGCAGGCGAGUUGCCUGCACGAAUGCUCAGCAGUGGGGGGGGGAGGUGACAGAGAAGCAGCCGCACAUGCUUGCUCACUCAAUUUCAGUACACACCCAUCGCUACUAUCCCAGUUUUGCCCUGAGGUAGAAAAACACACCGUUCUUGCUCUCUAGUGCUGCACCGUAGGUUGGAAAGGCCUUUUUCCUCUUUCUCUUAAACAUCCCUAUAUAGUUCAUAGGGUAGGAGUCUUUUGACCACACAGCACUCACCCCUUCUCUAUCGUAAUAAUCUCUCUUCCUCCAGGAUAUUUAGCUCUGUUGAGACUCAACAUAAUGUGCAGUGGUACCUUGGUUUUCGAACUUAAUCCGUUCCGGAAGUCUGUUCUUAAACCAAAGCGUUCUUAAACCAAGGUGUGCUUUCCCAUAGCAGUGGGGGACUCAAUUUACAAAUGGAACACACUCAACAGGAAGCGGAAUAUGUUCUGCUUCCAAGGCAAAGUUCACAAGCCAAAACACCUACUUCCGGGUUUGCAGCGUUCUUAGUCCAAGUUGUUCAUAAACUAAGCUGUUCUUAAUGAGCAUGUGGCUUAUUUAAAAGCAGAUCUAAACCAGACCCAUGUAGAAACCAUGAAUUGGCACCUUUCUAUUCCAAAGUGAUAAGCACUCGGCCAACUGAACUCACUGUUUGUAUGCAUGUGUGCAUUUUUCCCCAUCUUUCCACUGAGAGUACCCAAGGUGUAUAAAAAGUAGAAUUAGUCAUAAAAACUUAACAAUUGAACUAAUAACAAUAAACACUGAUGAUGAUGAUGCAGAGUUUGCAGGCUCAGAAAGCUGAUAUUCAUGCAGAUGAUCUUGCUGUAAGACAUUGCUUUCUGUGUCCCAUUAAAGCUGAAGGGCUACAUAGCGAGGGAACCUGUUGCCCUCCAGAUGUUGUGGCACUAAAUUCCCACGGUUCUUGACCUUUGGACAUGCUGGCUGGGCUGAUGGGAGUUGUAGUAUUGGGAGCGCCAUGGGUUUCCCAUCCCUACUCCAUCCAUAUGUUCGUUGUGAUGUCCAAAUCAGGUGAUUUUUGGUUAGCGCUACCUUUAAAACCAUGGCUUGAAGUGGGCCUGCAAAAACUAUGAUUGUGAUGACCAUCUAAACUGAGCCAGUGUAUUACUCUGUGUACUUGAAUACCUAGUCAGGUUUUUUUAAAUCUUUUUUUCCCUUUUUGUCUGUUUGAUUUUCAGGGGUUAGAAUUGCAGGAAACCUCCUGCCAUACCGCUGAAGCUCACAAAGUAGAUGAAAUGUUUGAGACGGCCUUUGAACACGAGGAGCACAGGAAGAUCCUCUCCCUCAACCAUCACUUUUUAAAUAUUUUAACACCUUGUUGUGUUCUUCCUGUGAAGCUCUAUUCAGAUGCCAGGAACGUCUUGUCUGGAAUUAUUGACUCGCCUGACAACCGGAGGCAGUUGAAAGACGAUUUUCUGAAAAACCUCUUAUGGGUGCUAGUCCAGUACUGCUAUAAGAAAUCAAAAACACACAGAACACAUGAAAGAACACCCAUAUCCAAGCAUAAGUCGCCUUCAGUGGAGCCACCUGAAGUUUUAAGCAAGGCAAUAGAAAGUCCAGACUCCUGGAAAAAUGAUGACCACCUCAGUGUGGAAUCAAUAGAUGAGUGGACUGACGACAGCAAUCUUUUUGAUGAUGAACCCAGCAAAAAAGGACCCAAAAUGGUGUCGCGAGGAAGCACACCAAGACCCUUCUUUUCUCUCCCAGGUUCAGUUGAAAUACACACCACAGACACCGAACUGCCAGAGGCACCCAGUGUCAAUAAACUCUACAAACCUGUUGUCUUUGGUCUUCCUGCUGUAGACACUGGGGGGAAAUGGGGCGUGGUGGAUUUGCCCCCUGUUAAGUUUAGCAACUCUUAUUCUGAGCUGCUAAGCAUCCCCGAAGAGUGGAGAACUGUACCCUUACCUGUGGCCAAACUUUACGAAAUGAAGCAGAAGUUCCCGGAAGACUGGUACCAUUUUGUACUUCGCCAGCUGGACUUCUUCCACUUGAAGGAAAACCCUUCAAGUUUACUCGAGGACAUCGUUAAAGAUGCUGCUUUGAAAGACUUGUACGUCAAGUGUGCCCUGUCCUGCUACAUUGCUGUGUUUGGGUUAGACGAUGUUCUUCCCUCGCCCGGCCACAUAUUCAGAGCCUACAACGGAGGCCUUCCCUGGUCGGUCUGUUUGGACUGGCUGGUGGCAAAGCAGGAGCUGUUUCAGCUGGCCCUGAAAGUGUUCAGGUAACCGUGGCAAGAAACUUUUGAAAUAAGAGUAGCAAAAGCGCAGCUAAGAAGCUCAAAUCAUAUUUAGGACUGGCACCCUUUAUUGGAAAUUAAAACAAAUGUCCAGACUAACAUUCAAAAUCUUUACUUGCAGAAACUUAUAGAUGAAUUAAAACAUAAUAUUUAUAGCCCUAUGCUUCUCCAAGCACGGGCUUGCAGUCUGUUCUUCUAACUUCCAGACAACUGUAUUUUCCUCUUUAUAGAGCUUAGCACUUUCAGCCUUCUGUAUCUCAAUUGGGCCAUGCCUUACAGCUCCUAUGAGAGAUUUCCGCUUUUAUCUUCUGCAGUUUUACCCUCUCUUUUUUCAAGUAGAGAAGCAGUGCUCCAGCAUUACACAUUCCAUUUUUAAGUUUGGAAUAGAGUAGUUGCUUUGGAAGACUAUAAUCAGGCAUCCGCACAACGUGACCAGUCCAGUGAGGACUGGGCUAUAUAUACUAAUAGUAACACCUUGAACUCGGCCCGGUAUCUGUAUUGCAAUUGUUUCCAAGGUAUCUUUUGUUUAUCACUUGUUUGCCUUCCUGGCCUCCUUUGGGAGGAAGAGCAGGAUGUAAAUUCAAUAAACAAUGACUGGGGAUGGGGUGAUUUGCUUCUGCAUUGGGUUCUGGACUUCACUGCCCCCCCUCUGCGCUAUUACAUUGUUUUUUCUUUUACCUCCAGAAACGGGGUUUUUGAAGGAGCAGAAAAAAUGGAUUUGGGUUGCGUUGGGCCUCCGGACUGGGCCUUAGCCACCUCUACUAUAAAGUUGUGCAUUCACAUACAAACAUACAGAGGGAGAGAGAGUAAUAGUAAUAGUAUUGUGAGCCGAAUCACUAAUGUGCCACUGUGCACGUUCAGCAUGGGUUAUAGAGAAUGCACAUAAUCUGUCCAUGAAGAAACACUUGUGCACAUUUCCUGGUCAGUACAUACAGUCUUGAACAAACCUUAAACGAAUGUGCAUUCCUUUACUGGAACUGCAUAAAUCUAGACUGUGCACUGGAGAUAAAAACCAAGGGUGUGUCUCUUGGAGAAAUGUACAAGAUUCCAGUAUUCUUUGAGUGAGACGGGACUCUGAAAUCACAAGGGCAUCGUUAAAAGGCUCGUGACCUGUUCUCAAGAGGCUCUGGCCUUUACAUUUUAAGAAGCCAUGAGUAAGAAUGCUAAUCAGGAAAAGUCAUAAAAUGGACUGCAUGCUGAAGGAUGUCUUUUUUUCUUUUACUUAAAACAGAACCAUUCAGUAAAUGAGUUGGUCAAGCCAUGUGUGGCAGAGCAGCUGCAAUCGCCCUCUACGGCUGCUUGGAUAGAAAGCUGUAAUAUAUUUCUUUGAAAAUUGGUUUUGAUUCAGUAGCCCUCUUACCAUCUAAUGUGCAGUCUAGCCAAAGAGCGUUUAAAAGGUGUUUGCAGGAACUACUGGCCAGACAGGAUAGGGAAACCAUGAAGGCUGAACGAGCUACACGCAAGUAAUUUGCUCCCCAAAUCAGCAGAUGCAGACAUAACCUUACUGUGUGAUUAAUGCAUAAUUAAUCUCAUAAUUAAUCCUAGGCAAAUCUAGCUGUGGCUCCAGCCACACGUGAGUGUUCCCAGGGUGGCAUUAUUAUAGGCAUUCUUUCUUAUGUAGCUUUAUAGAUCUACACAUUGUGCACUGGUCCUUAUAUGGUUUAUCUUGCAGAUACACAGUUAAGCUUUUGGUUGACCAAGCAAGUCUGGGACCAGUGGAAAGUUUCAAAGAGCUGCUAAGCUGUCUUGAAGAAUAUGAAAACGACUGGUACAUUGGACUGGUGUCUGAAGAAAAGUGGCAGCAAGCUGUUUUACGAGAAAAGCCAUAUCUUUUUUCCUUGGGGCAUGACCCUAAUAUGGUAAGUGGUUUUUCUAUUUUUCAUGCAUGAAUUUUGCUGCAAGGCACAAGAAUGUUGGUUUGUUUUUUUUUAAGGAGUGUUAAUUAAAAAGAGUUCAAAUGAACUUUUUAGACCCAAUCCAUGUGCUUGAAUUAGAUGUAGCUAUUGGACAACGACUCCUUUAAUUGAAUCCAAAACUAUGAUUCAGCUGUUGUAACUGGCUUAGGGGCAUGAAACCACCAAUUUCUUUACUCAAUUAAUAACCUUGUAAGGUAUUUUAUGGCCUUGGAUUGUAUCCAAGGAUGUUCCUCUGCUUCCAAAGGGCACUUUGACUCAGCAGAUGUUUCCAUCUGUGGAAUAGGUAGGGACACGCUCAUUCUUAGGCAUGUAGGACCAUGUCAUUACCGAGGAGGCAGGCUUAGUUGUUGUUUGAGGACCAUCCCUGCCUCCGGGUCUGGCCCUGACCAGAAGGAUACUGGAAUCAGCAAGGGAAACCCACAUGACCUGAAAGUGUUGCUGUGCAAUGCCAGGUCAAUGAUGAAUAAGACCACUGCCAUCCACGACCUGAUUGUGGAUGAAGAACUUGACCUGGCAUGUGUGACAGAGACUUGGUUGGAUGAAGCAGAUGGGCCUGUCCUUGCUGCUGCUUGUCCACCAGGUUUCUCUUACACGCAGCAACCCAGGUCAUGUGAGCGGGGUGUGUGUGUGUGUGUUGCAGUGAUUUUUAGGAAGUCACUAGUUUGCUCCAGGUGUCCUAUUGGGAAGACCCAGUUUUCUGAGUGCAUGUUCUGGAAGUUGGGCAAUAGGGACAGUACAGAAUUCCUUUUGGUGUACUGACCUCCCUGCUGCACCAAGGAUUCCCUGCCUGAGCUGCUUCAGGUCGUGGCGGAUGUACUCCUGGAGACACCUAAUUUGGUUGUCCUACCUAGGGGAUUUUAACAUCCAUGCCGACACGAACUUACAAGGGGCCGAUUGGGACAUCGUGGAAAACAUGGCCUCCAUGGGGCUGUCCCUAAAUAAGUUUGGCCCACCUCAUAGCUGCAGACAUGCCUUAGACCUGGUGUUCACCUCUAUGGAUGUUGGUGAUCUGACACUAAGUAAAAGCGAAACAAAAGAAGUGCCAUAGUCAGAUCACUUCCUGGUGCAACUGGACUUCUCCGUGACCCUUCCCCUCUGCAGGGAGGUGGGACUGAUUUGGAUGGUCUGCCCCCGCCACUUAAUGGAUCCAAAUGGCUUCCAGAGAGUGGUAGGGGAUGUGAGAGUGGUAGGGGAUGCUUCCAGAGAGUGGUAGGGGAUGUGAAAGGAUGGCCUUUCAGCUGAUUCCCUGGUGACCUACCGGAAUGCAGAGUUAACCAGGGCUAUUGACUAUCUGGCUCUGAAGUGCCCUCCGAUUGCUCCAUGGUUUUCCCUGGAGCUGAGGGUGAUGAAACAACUGUUGAGAUGGCUAGAGUGCAGGUGGCAGAAAACUCAUUCUGAAUCGGACCAGACACGGGUUAGAGCUCAGCGUUGAGCCUACCAAAUGGCGACGGUGAAGAGGACCUUCUUCACUGCCUCUAUUGCAACUGCAGAAAACAGCAGCAGGAGACUCUUUCAGGUGGUUCGCAAUCUAUCGGAACCACCUUCAGCACCAGAGCCUGGUCGGGACCCCAAGAUCUCCUGCAAUGCUUUUGCAAAGUUUUUUGCAGAUAAAGUUGCUCAGAUUCGGAAGGAGGUAGACUCCACUGUGGGAGCAGGGCUGGGGCAGGAGAGUGCUGGAGUCCUGUCUAGUUAUGUUAUAUGGGAUCAGUUCCAAUCUGUUACCUCCGGGGAUGUGGGCAGGCUGCUUGGACGAGUGAAACCAACCACCUGUCUCCUUGAUCCUUGCCCAUCCUGGCUAAUAAAAGCGAGCCAGGAAGGGCUGGGUGAUGGGCUCUGUGGGGUGGUGAAUGCUUCCCUCUGCGAGGGAGCCUUCCCAGACCCGCUGAAAGAGGCAGUCAUUAAACCGCUUCUUUAAGAAACAUCUUUAGACCUGGCCAAUAUGGCCAACUAUUGCCCAGUUUCAAAUCUUCCAUUCUUGGGUAAGGUGAUUGAGCGGGUGGUUUCCGAGCACAAUUGAAAGUGUUGGUGCUGACCUUUAAAGCCUUAAACAGCCUCGGCCCAGUAUACCUGAAGGAGCAUCUCCACCCCCAUCGUUCAGCCCGGACACAGAGAUCCAGCACCGAGGGCCUUCUGGCGGUUUCCUCACUACGAGAAGUGAGGUUACAGGGAACCAGGCAGAGGGCCUUCUCGGUAGUGGUGCCUGCCCUGUGGAACGCCUUCCCAUCAGAUGUCAAGGAAAUAAGCAACUCUCCUACUUUUAAAAGACAUCUGAAGGCAGUCCUCUUUAGGGAAGUUUUUAAUGAUUAAUGCUGUAUUGUGUUUUUAAUAUUCAAUUGGGAGCCACCCAGAGUGGCUGGGGAAACCCAGCCAGAUGGGUGGGGUAUAAAUAAUAAUAAUAAUUAUUAUUUUAUUAUUAUUAUUAUUGGAAGAUGCUUUAUACAGAGUUUGGUCUGCCUAGCUCAGUAGUGUGUACACCGACUGGAAGUGGCUUUCCAGGGUUUGACACGGGACAUUCCCAACACUACCUGGAGAUCUUGGGAGUUGAAUCAGCGGCCUUCUGCAUGCAAAGCAGAUGCUCUACCAUUGAGCUAUGGUCCUUCACUCUGCAACCCCGUCACCAUCUCCCACACUACUUUACUAGAAUAUUUGAGUGAAAAACUGCCUUGCUCCCCAUUCCAACGACAAGCUUCUGAUGGGUCAGAAUCUGCUGUCAGCAAUACACAAGAGCGCUGAUUUCCUGCGUAUGUGCCUUUGUCUUUCAGGGAGUUUAUACCAGCAGAGUCCUCACCCUUCAGGAAUUCCUAGUGCAAGUGGGGAAACUGAACAGUGAAGCUGUUAGAGGGCAGUGGGCAAACCUUUCUUGGGAGCUACUCUAUGCCACCAACGACGACGAGGAACGCUACAGUAUCCAAGCUCAUCCUGUCCUUUUGAGGAACCUGACCAUACAAGCAGCAGAUCCUCCCCUGGGCUACCCAGUUUAUUCCAGCGAACCUCUCCAUGUACCUUUGCUCUAG